UCAGCUCUAUCUUUUGAGCUUCCAAACAAACACCUUCUUCCCGGCUGAAGCUGGGCUGGUUUCCCUAGGCGCAGCAGCCACAACAAUCCUGCAGUUCAAAGUUAGGCAGCAGUUGCACAACUUCCAGCAACUCUCUCAGGCAGCUGCUAAUGAGCUUGAAAGCAAGGAACUUCUGAGGAGUUGAAAAGGAAGCCUCCAGCCUUCCUCCUUUCACCAGAGAGACCCAGACACCCCUCCCAGGGCCCAGAUUACUUUGAGAUAAGGACUGUGUUAUUUGCUUGCCUUGCCUGACAGACCAUGGCUCCCUUUGGAAGAAACUUACUGAAGACACGACAUAAAAACAGAUCUCCAACUAAAGACAUGGAUCCUGAAGAGAAGGAAAUUGUGGUUUGGGUUUGCCAGGAUGAGAAGAUUGUCUGCGGAUUAACUAAACGCACCACCUCCGUCGAUGUCAUCCAGGCUCUGCUCGAGGAGCAUCAAGCUACAUUUGGAGAAAAGCGAUUUCUGUUGGGCAAGGCCAGUGACUACUGCAUCGUAGAAAAGUGGAGGGGUUCAGAGCGAGCCCUGCCUCCCUUGACGAGGAUCCUCAAGUUGUGGAAGGCUUGGGGAGAUGAACAGCCCAACAUGCAGUUUGUUUUGGUUAAAACAGAUGCCUUUCUCCCAGUUCCACUGUGGCGAACAGCCGAAACCAAACAGGUGCAAAAUAAUGAAAAGCCUUGGGAGCUCAGCCCAGCGAAUUACAUGAAAACUUUGCCACCAGAUAAACAAAAAAGAAUCGUCAGGAAAACCUUCCGGAAACUGGCUAAAAUUAAGCAGGACACGGGUUCUCAUGAUCGAGACAAUAUGGAGUGUUUAGUUCAUCUGAUUAUUUCUCAGGACCACACGAUUCACCAGCAAGUGCAAAGAAUGAAAGAGUUAGAUAUGGAAAUUGAAAAAUGUGAAGCUAAGAUCCACUUGGACCGGGUUGGGAAUGAUGGGGCCAAUUAUGUUCAAGAGGCCUACUUAAUGCGCAGGUUCAAUGACGAAGAGCAGAAGCUAGACAUUCAGUCUGAGGACAACCAGACUCUAGAGGAGCUGAACGACAGUGAGGGGAUGGCGCAGUUGGAGGAACAGCUGCAAUACUACAGAGUACUCAUUGAUAAACUCUCUGCUGAGAUUGAGAGAGAGGUGAAGGGCAUGGAUGGUAGCGAAGACACAGAGGGGGCAGCUGCCUGGGAGCUGGAAAAGCCCGAUUUGGAAAGCGUUAAGUGCGAUUUGGAGAAAAGCAUGAAAGCUGGUUUGAAAAUCCACUCUCACUUGAGUGGCAUCCAGAGAGAGAUUAAAUACAGUGACUCACUGCUUCAGAUGAAAGCAAGGGAAUACGAACUCCUAGCCAAGGAGUUCAGUUCACUUCACAUGAGCAACAAAGAUGGAUGUCAGGGAAAAGAAAACAGGGGAAAGGAAGCUGAGGCUCCCAGCAGUAAUGGGGAGAUCCCUCCAUUAACUCAAAGGAUGUUUAACACAUAUACAAAUGACACCGAUUCAGACACUGGCAUCAGUUCAAACCACAGUCAGGACUCUGAAACGACUCUGGGAGAUGUGCUACUGCUAGCAACCUAACUCCGAUGGCUUCUUUCUGACCUUUAAUGAUGUUUUGUGUGGUUUAACAACAAAUCUAUUCCAUCUAUAACUUUGUCAAAGUGUAAGCCAUGCUAAAUAUUCAGUAGUUAAUAAAAACUAGUGGCCACCACUGCUUGUUUUUGUAGAGUAUUUCCAACCUGACUUUAUUGUAGGUUCACGCAAAGGACUGUGUAUUAGGGAUGCAGUAAAUUUAGUUUGUGGCUAUAUAAUGCAGAGAAAAUCUAAUGAGAAUUGAUUGAUGGUAUCUCCUACGGCUUCUAUGAGACAUGAAUGAUAUGAACUCCAAAAUAGUUCUAAACACUGUUCAUCAAAAUAUUCAUACUGUCAACGUGAAGUAAAAUCAACAUAUUUCUCAUUUUUGACAUUUUAUCAUUAGAAUGUUUAAGAGUGUAAAGUGCAGGUAUGCUUCUACCCCAUAUAUGUCAUAUGUCAUGUCAUAUGAUUAAUUCAAGUUUUGUAUUUUUUUAAAUGGUCAGACUGAAAAAUGUUCUUACCGUGUGAGUCUCUUCCUGACUGCUCUCUGUUUAAAUCUAGGGAGAGGAAGCUGUUGGGACAUGUAUAAUUCCUGACAGUGUGUUACUUUGGGUGCAGAUGAGGCAAAGCCAAGUACUGUACAUAAUCAGCAUUUUUUUUCCUGAGCAAUUCUAACAUGAUCAUGAGCUAUGCACAACCUCAUUAGAUCCUCUGAUCAAGCCAACGCUGGUUGCGAGUUCAUUAUUUCGGAAGUCAUAGGGUAGGCUACAGAAGAAAUCAGUCAAAGUUUAAUUCAUGCCUUGACUGUAAAAAGUAUUGAAGUGGAAUAUAUGUCCGUUUGUAUGUAUAUAUCAGUGUUUCUUCUCUGGGAACAUGCAGAGUAGAACUAAAUAUUUAUUCUCAUAUACUGUAACCAAUCUGUCAGGGGAAUUCCCUGGUACUUAAAUUAUCAAGUAUUUUUAAGUCGCCCCAUGCAAAUUAAGAGAAAUUCAAGGAGUUGAGUGGAUUAUUUGGAUUCUGUCUUCACUUACAAUUACAAUGUUUUUGUUUGACGUUGGUAAGCGUUUCCUCUUUCUCCUGUCUUCUUGCUAGCUUUCUUUCUCCUCCUAUUUGCCUUCUCUUUCUCCCUUCCUCAAAAUAAGAUCGACCAGGAUUGCAUCACAACCAAAAAACAUUCAUUUUAUCAUUUGUUGUUAACUGAAUAUUGGUAUACUCUAAUUUUCUUUAGUUGGCACAUUUCACACAA
Apodemus sylvaticus (European woodmouse) is the source of this 2839-nucleotide messenger RNA. It is a transcript of the gene Rassf9, whose product is annotated as Ras association domain family member 9. Gene Ontology annotation, biological process: signal transduction. Bases 298 to 1599 code for a protein of 433 amino acids. The record is from RefSeq and is a predicted model, not a curated record. NCBI's taxonomy places the organism in Eukaryota, Metazoa, Chordata, Mammalia, Rodentia, Muridae. The transcript has 2 exons.